This is a messenger RNA of Suillus bovinus, 1474 nucleotides long. RefSeq lists its product as uncharacterized. Gene Ontology annotation, biological process: regulation of transcription by RNA polymerase II. Gene Ontology annotation, molecular function: DNA-binding transcription factor activity, RNA polymerase II-specific; RNA polymerase II cis-regulatory region sequence-specific DNA binding. The coding region runs from base 26 to 1177 and encodes 383 amino acids. Gene Ontology annotation, cellular component: nucleus. NCBI's taxonomy places the organism in Eukaryota, Fungi, Basidiomycota, Agaricomycetes, Boletales, Suillaceae. The transcript is spliced from 4 exons. The record is from RefSeq and is a predicted model, not a curated record.
CCUAUGUUUCGCCCUCAGAAAUACUAUGUCGAGCCUGAAAAAUCUGUUGAACCCAGAAGAUGACUCCACAAGCUUGUAUCACUCAACAACCAAACAACCUAUUUCCACAAGCUCCUCUCCCGCCUCGGACGGCAGCGCCAACGCAACAGUAGAAUCUCCUCAAUACGAUCCACCAUACAAAGAGCAUGCUCCUCAUCCCAAUUGUCCCGACACUUUGGCCUGUCUUCCAGAUACGGAUGGGCGACCACAGCAUACUCUUCCAGUGAUCUUGCGAUGUGCAAUUCUUGGCAGUGCACGUAGACGUCUCACUAUUCGCGAGAUAUAUGCUGCCAUGGAGGAAAAAUAUUUGUAUUUUAGGACUGCAGGGCCAACAUGGAAGCAAUCUGUCCGCCAUCACCUGUCUUUGAAUAGAUUAUUUGAAAAACAGCCUCGUCCUGUUACAGACCCUGGUUUCGGUUCUUACUGGACAGUAAAUCUUUCUGCUCCCCCGGGCACCAAGCGGCCGCGGAAGCGGGGAAGACCUACAAAGGCUGCCGAAGACCCAUCUAACUCCACUCAGCAGAAGAAACGGGGACGACCUCGAAAAUCUAUUGAUCUGCUAUCUCCCCUUAACUCACUGGCUGUGGGCUCGGGACGCUCGAUCCCGCCGUGCAACAUUUCCGCCGUACGCACCGGGGGACCUAACCAUGAUGACGGAAAUGUCGAGGAUGAUAUGGAUCUAGGUGCAGACGUACAUGAGAUGAGUGAGGAUGAAUACGAGAGCGAGGAAGAUAUGGUUGUUCCCCCUCAUCAAUCAUCCUUUGCAGGACUUGGGGCUUUUGGACUAAACGAGGCCCCUUCUCGUUUACUAAGUCCCUCGACAUCCCGUGCGCUUAUCACACACUCCGAUGAGAAUCUCGUGGACCGAUUGCAGAUUGAAAUGGCGGGAUUACGCAGGCAGUCUGCGGAUGCGAUAUCUGUUUCGGCAAAGAUAUCAGAUCAGCUAGCGGAAGCUCAGGCUGAGGCAGCUAGAGCGAAGACUGCUCUUAGAACGGUCGAGGCGAUGCUGGAGGAGGAGGUUAUAAAGAGGAGGGAAGCUGAAUACUUAGCAAACCAGGAGGCUAAGUUGAGGCGCGUAGCAGAGGACACAAUUGCACGCAUGCAAAGUCAGUGGCAGGUUGACCAUCGAGCUACAUAAAUAGCACAUUUCAGCGACUUUGAACCCGAACUCCUCGUCUGCUCAUCCUUCGUGGAGGUUCCUUCUCCAAUAACUAGUUUUCAGCUACUCACUGGGACUCGACAAUGGACUCAACAUAUUCAUAUUCUACGAAAUUUCUCUAUUUUCCCAAUUCAUUGGUGCACACGAGUACUCCAUAGGAAUGUUCGAACAUGUAGUAUAUUGCGGGGGAAUGAUGACGAGUAGUUCAAAAAGGAAAUUAGAGGAUACAAAACCAAAUAGACUUGACAGAGACGGUGAUUUUUGUAUAUGCCUCGA